Magnolia sinica is the source of this 1107-nucleotide messenger RNA. RefSeq lists its product as uncharacterized. Bases 1 to 1107 code for a protein of 368 amino acids. The transcript is spliced from 3 exons. The record is from RefSeq and is a predicted model, not a curated record. Lineage: Eukaryota; Viridiplantae; Streptophyta; Magnoliopsida; Magnoliales; Magnoliaceae.
AUGGAUGAUGAAAUUCAAGCUUUGAAGAAAAAUGAUACGUGGGUUCUUUUAGAUGUUAAAAACGCCUUUCUUCAUGGUUUUCUUAAUGAAGAGGUAUACAUGGAACAACCGCCUGGCUACACUGAUCCACAGUUCCCUCAGCAUGCUAAUUCUUCGUUGUUUGUCUAUCACUCCUCGCUUGGGACUGUUUACUUAUUUCUUUAUGUUGAUGACAUGGUCAUCACUGGAAGUAAUACUUCUAUGGUUCAAACCCUUAUUACUCGGCUUUUCAAGGAAUUCUCUAUGAAGGAUUUGGGUGAUCUUCAUUAUUUUCUCAGUGUUAAAGUCCAAGGUAAUGAGAAGGGUUUAUUUCUCAGUCAAACGAAGUAUGCUCUUGAUCUCUUGCAACGUGUUUCCAUGAUUGAUGCAAAGCCUAUUUCUACACCCUUUGUCGUCAGUCAGCACCUCUCAGCCGAAGGAAAGCUGUUCUCCGACCCUACUAUGUUUCGUUCUCUUGCCGGUGCUCUUCAAUACUUGACUAUCACCAGGCCUGAUCUCUCCUUCAGUGUGAAUUUCAUUUGCCAGUUCAUGUAUGCUCCCACUGAGGACCACUCUCGUGCUCUCAAGCAUAUUUUGCGUUAUGUUAAAGGCACUCCUCAUCAUGGACUUCAACUCCAUAAACAAUCCACUCGUGAUUUUCUUACCUACUCUGAUGCGAACUGGGCUGGAUGUCCUGACACCCGCCGCUCUACUACCGGCUAUGCUAUCUUUUUUGGCGCCAAUUUAGUCUCUUGGUCCUCUAAAAAACAAAGUAUUAUCUCUCAUUCAAGUGCAGAAGCAGAAUAUCACUCCUUAGCUGUUGUCACUGCUGAUAUUGCCUGGAUUAUUCAACUCCUUCAGGACCUUUAUGUUACACCCUUAGCGCUACCUAAAAUUCUUUGCGACAAUCAAAGUGCAAUUUUUAUGGAUGUCAAUCCAGUUAAUCGUCCUCGGUCAAAACAUAUUGCGAUCGACUACCAUUUUGUUCGUGAACUUGUUGCUAAUGGCACUUUGAAAGUUACUUUUAUCCCUUCAUAUCUGCAGCUUGCUGAUUCGUUGACCAAACGCCUCAGUUUUUUUAUCUUUUGA